AUGGCCAGGGAACAAUUUUAUUUUUGCUCGGCCAGGGAACAAUUGGAAGUGCUAAAUGCACUUGAUGUGGCCAAAACUCAAUUGUACCAUUUCACUACUAUCGUAAUUGCUGGUAUGGGCUUCUUCACUGCUGCCUAUGAUCUCUUCAGCAUUUCCGUCGUCACAAAGUUACUGGGCCGAAUCUACUACACCCUGCCCAACGCGGCCAAGCCCGGCGUGUUACCGCCCGGUGUUUCAGCCGUCGUCACAGGUGUUGCCCUUGUUGGCACCUUAUUUGGCCAACUCUUCUUCGGUUGGCUAGGUGACAAACUGGGUCGCAAAAAGGUGUACGGUGUAACCCUGCUUCUCAUGAUUUUAUGCUCUCUCGCCUCUGGUCUUUCUUUCGGUCAUCAUGCAAGGGGUACGAUGGUCACUCUCUGUUUCUUCCGAUUUUGGCUUGGGUUUGGCAUUGGCGGCGAUUACCCGUUGUCCGCAACCAUCAUGUCCGAAUACGCAAACAAGAAGACUCGUGGAUCGUUUAUGGCUGCCGUAUUUGCAAUGCAAGGGUUCGGAAUAUUAACAAGUGGAAUUGUUGGUCUCGUAGUCUCGGCCGCAUUAGAACAUGGGAUCCAUGUUUAUACUUAUAAUCAAAACGCCGAAUUAUCCCUGUCGCCCUGGGCCGACUACGUUUGGCGCAUUAUACUGAUGUUUGGGGCCGUUCCAGCUGCAAUGACUUACUACUGGCGUAUGAAGAUGCCCGAGACUGCCCGUUACACUGCUCUUAUUGCGAAAAAUGCCAAAAAAGCAGCCGAGGACAUGGCUCAGGUGUUAAACGUGGAAUUUGACCCCGAAGAGGCCAAGCUAGAGAAAUUCGUCGAAGAACCCUCCAAUCAAUAUGGAUUGUUUUCGAAAGAAUUUCUUCAUCGCCACGGGCUUCACUUACUUGGCACUGCGACCUGUUGGUUCUUACUCGAUAUCGCCUUCUACAGCCAAAAUCUAUUCCAGAAAAACAUAUUCACAGCAAUCAAUUGGCUCCCUCCGGCUGCCAAUAUGAGUGGGAUUCAAGAGGUUUAUAAAGUCUCAAGAGCCCAAACCCUCAUUGCCCUAUGCGGUACCGUGCCGGGGUACUGGUUUACAGUGUUUUUCAUCGAUAAAAUUGGAAGAUGGGUCAUUCAAUUGCAGGGUUUCUUCUUCAUGUCCGUGUUCAUGUUUGCACUUGGACUACCUUUCCAUCACUGGGCAUUGCAUAAGGUUCCAUUCAUCAUAAUGUACUCCCUCACGUUUUUCUUUUCCAACUUCGGUCCAAAUGCCACAACAUUUGUAGUGCCGGCGGAGAUCUUCCCGGCCCGCCUUAGGUCCACUUGCCACGGAAUAUCGGCUGCAGCAGGAAAAGCGGGGGCCAUAGUUGGGGCGUUUGGGUUUUUGUACGCAUCCGAGUCCAAUCAUGUCAAAGAGGACGAUACAGGUUACCCCAAGGGUAUCGGUGUGAGCUACUCAUUUAUUGUGCUCGGUUUUGUGUCUCUCUUCGGAAUGAUGUUUACUUUCCUCGUCCCAGAACCCAACGGGAAAUCGCUUGAGGAGCUUUCAGGUGAGAAUGAGGAUGAUUCAAUUGAUGCAGUUGUGGUGUCCACUCCGGAUAAACAGGGCGCUUAUAACCCGAACAUUCCUGUUUAA
Molecule: messenger RNA, 1653 nt
Organism: Rhododendron vialii
Lineage: Eukaryota; Viridiplantae; Streptophyta; Magnoliopsida; Ericales; Ericaceae
Product: probable inorganic phosphate transporter 1-3
Exons: 1
Coding region: 1-1653 (550 amino acids)
Biological process (GO): phosphate ion transport; transmembrane transport
Cellular component (GO): membrane
Molecular function (GO): phosphate transmembrane transporter activity
Source: RefSeq, a predicted model, not a curated record